Molecule: messenger RNA, 909 nt
Organism: Aspergillus affinis
Lineage: Eukaryota; Fungi; Ascomycota; Eurotiomycetes; Eurotiales; Aspergillaceae
Product: nucleoside-diphosphate-sugar epimerase family protein
Exons: 2
Coding region: 1-909 (302 amino acids)
Source: RefSeq, a predicted model, not a curated record
AUGAAAGCCAUCAUUGUGACUGGGGCAACAGGGAAACAAGGGAGAGCUCUGAUCCGCAACCUCAUCUCCAAGGAGACCCCGUACGAAAUCCUCGCCAUUACUCGAGAUCCCAGUUCCGCAUCCGCCGAGCGUCUCGCCAAACUAUCCCCGAAAAUUCGACUGGUGGAAGCCAAUCUCGACAAUCCCGUGGAUGUGUUCGAGAAUGCACGCACCGCCAGCGAUAACCCCCUCUGGGGCUUUUUCAACGUCCAGGUUGCCAUCGGAAACACUACCUCUGAAGAAACGCAAGGAAAAGCGCUGAUCGACGAAGCAAUUCGCCAAAACAUCAAGUUUCUAGUCUACAGCUCUGUCGACCGCGGCGGAGACGCGACCUCCUACGACAACGCCACCAACAUCCCACACUUCAUCAAAAAGUACAACAUCGAGCACCACCUUGUCGAGAAAACCAAAGGCACAGACACAGAGUGGUUCAUUCUCCGACCCACUGCCUUUUUCGAAAACCUCGUCCCAGGAUUCAUGGGCAAGGUAUUCGCCACGUCCUGGGACAUGACACUAAAGAGUAAACCGCUGCAGUUAGUCUCGACAAGCGAUAUCGGGUAUCUGGCGGCGGAGGCGUUCAUGAAUCAUGAGAAAUACAAGGGAACAGCGGUGUCGUUGGCAGGGGAUGAAUUGACGUAUGAACAAAUGGCCAAGGUCUUUAAGGAGAAGACGGGGCAGAAGGUGCCGACUACUUUUCGACCGGUUUGUUCGGUGUUGAUGGCGAGUAUGAAGGAUUUCGGCCUCAUGUUUCGCUGGUUUCGAGAUGAGGGGUAUAAAGCCGAUAUCGCGGAUUUGAGGGCGAAACAUCCGGAAUUAAAAGACUUUGGGACGUGGUUGGAGAAGGAGAGUCAGUUUAUGAAGCAUUCAUGA